AUGAAUAAUGCAAGCAUCCCACACCUAAGUUCUGGCAGCCAAGACGAGGGAGACCAAAGUAAGUGCAUAGCGAACAGAUUUUGGCGACAAGUCAACUACGGCAAGUACAUAAAUGUAUUCGAGUCCCAGAACGAUCGGGGCGAGUACACCCGCCGAAGUAAUGGCAUGUCAAAGGGAUUGAAGUUCAGAGGACUGUUGCAGACGCUCAAGUGUUUCACUGGCAGUUCUCCUCACUUCCCGAUGCGCGUAGCUGGGCUGGGAUUCCUCUUCCCUGGCGCAGGCUUUGUAGUCGUUUGCACAAUUCCUUCCAUUCUGGCUCUCGUCGUGACCCUGCUCGCGGUAGCAAUAUAUCAAUCCAACACGCGCGACGACAGAUACACAAAGGAGACCUUAAUGGAAUUCGUCGUUACAGAAAACGCAUGGUACGUGUACGACAUCCACCGCAUAGCCGACGCUGUCUUCACAACAUGGACUACAAACCUACACGCUCUACCCAUUUCCAGUGGCUUUUAG
Dothidotthia symphoricarpi CBS 119687 is the source of this 513-nucleotide messenger RNA. RefSeq lists its product as uncharacterized. Bases 1 to 513 code for a protein of 170 amino acids. Lineage: Eukaryota; Fungi; Ascomycota; Dothideomycetes; Pleosporales; Dothidotthiaceae. The record is from RefSeq and is a predicted model, not a curated record. The transcript is spliced from 2 exons.